AUGGCCAUGGGAAAUUAUUUUCUUGAGUUCAUAAUUCUUGUUGCACCUUUUAUUGUCUUAUGGCAAUCAAAUAAACCUAAGAAUCUCACAGUUUCUUCUUCAUCUCAAAAGCAAAGGAAUCUCACUGAUCUGCCAUUUGAUAUUGUAAUCAACAUCAUCAAAAGAUUGCCAUUUAAAUAUCACAUCCAAAUCUGUCUCGUUAGCAAAUCAUGGCGUUCUCUUUUAUCCACACCCGAAAUCGCCACUCAUAUCAACAUAGUUUCUGAUAAAAAUUACACACUAUUGAGUUACAAUGAUGUUAGAAGCCCCAGUGAUGUGAAAUGGAAAUUCAAGAUUCCAAUAGAAUUGUUAUCUCUAGAGUAUGUUCUAUUGAAACCUAUUAAUGGUAUACUUUGUAUUUGUGGACCUUUAUCUUCCCAUGUUUCUUAUGUCUACUUAUGGAAUCCUUUAACUAAGGAAUUCAAAGCUAUGCCUAAGCCAAAAACUCAUUUGGGAUAUGUUGCUGUUGACUUUGGCUUUGGCUAUGUUCCUAAAACUAAUGAUUAUAAAGUAGUGAGGAUAGUAAAACAUGAGAGAAAGCCCGAUUUGCGGAUUCAUGAAAUUUACUCUUUGAAUCGCAAUUCUUGGAGAAGGGUUAAGAAUUCGUGCUCGGAUAGUUAUGUAGCUAUUGAUUUGGAGAAAGAAGUGAUCAUUGAGGUGGGUUAUUCAUAUAAUAGAAGAAGGAAUCAGCAAUGUGAAGAUCAAAUAACUUGGAGAAAUGAAAGUGAUAAUGCUAUGUUAUUGACAUAUCCUGAAGAUGAUCUGGUUCUAUGUUACAGAGGAUAUGAAGAGAGAUAUUCGUCUUACUAUGCUGUAAGAAAAUUUGCUUUUGCUGGGAGCCUUGUUUCAUUCAAUAGAAAUCAUGACAAUCUUGGCUAA
Messenger RNA from Nicotiana tabacum (common tobacco), 918 nucleotides. The record is from RefSeq and is a predicted model, not a curated record. NCBI's taxonomy places the organism in Eukaryota, Viridiplantae, Streptophyta, Magnoliopsida, Solanales, Solanaceae.